This is a messenger RNA of Cooperia oncophora, 420 nucleotides long. NCBI's taxonomy places the organism in Eukaryota, Metazoa, Nematoda, Chromadorea, Rhabditida, Trichostrongylidae. The record is from the annotation of a GenBank genome assembly.
AUGGGUAGGACAAUCGGCCGUGUCUGUAACCGGGUUGCAUUCGGACGGUUCAUAUUCGAUGGCCAAGAGUAUCAGCUUCCUAUAAACAACUGUCCUCAUACUUUGCAUGGCGGACCUCAAGGGAUCGCUUUGAAAGAAUGGGAAGUUGUGCGUGAGACACCCUCGUCUGUCACUUUCCGAAUAUACGUCAAUGAAGCCACCGACGGGUUCCCAGGCGACGCAAAAAUUGACGUGACUUAUACUGUAAACGAUAUGAACCAACUUCUCAUAGAACAUGGUGCAACAUGCACAACUCCCGGAGUGCUCAACCUCACGAAUCACUCGUAUUGGAAUCUGAGCGGCUGCGUAAGUGUACUACUCAAGAACAAAACGAGUUUUUCACGGACCGCGCAAACUAAACUGAGAUCACAUUUGUUGUGA